Molecule: messenger RNA, 1585 nt
Organism: Oryza sativa Japonica Group (Japanese rice)
Lineage: Eukaryota; Viridiplantae; Streptophyta; Magnoliopsida; Poales; Poaceae
Product: GDSL esterase/lipase At1g20120
Molecular function (GO): hydrolase activity, acting on ester bonds
Source: RefSeq, a predicted model, not a curated record
GAGUACUUAAAUAGAUUGACACAUGAAGAUACAUGAUAGUACAGCAGUAGCGAAUAUGCGAUGUUGGUGUAUAAAUAUAGGGGGAUUCAGAGUCCUUCCGGGCACAGCCACAGGCACCACGCGCACUCUAUAGUACUCCAUCCAUCCAUCUCUCCUGCAGCUGCAGUGCAGGCGAGGCUGCCUGCUAGCUCGAUCGUUAAAUACUCAGCUUGCGCUAGAUUAUAAAUUCAACAAGAGAGAGGUAGCGAUCGAUCUAUCUCAUCAACAAGAUCGAGCCAAUUAAUUAAGGGCGCAUGACGAUGAAGAUGAAGCAGCAGAUGAUGAACAAGCUCGGCCUCCUUGUGGUGGCGGUGGCGGUGGCGAUGGCGCCUGCAGGGAGCUUUGCGUCGUCGUCGGGGAGGGGGGCUCCGAUGGUGCCGGCGGUGAUCGUGUUCGGCGACUCGAUCGUGGAUCCAGGGAACAACAACAACCUAAAGACGCAGAUAAAGGCGAACCAUGCCCCCUACGGCAUGGACUUCGCCAACAGUGAACCCACCGGCCGCUACUCCAACGGCCUCAUUCCCACCGACUUCAUCGUCCAGGGGCUUAACGUGAAGCAGCUGAUGCCUCCAUACCUGGGCGUGGAGCUGAGCCCGGAGGAUCUCAAGACGGGGGUGAGCUUCGCGUCAGGCGCGACGGGGUACGACCCGCUGACGCCGGUGAUCGUGAGCGUGAUAACCCUGGACCAGCAGAUCGAAUACUUCCACGAGUACAGGAAGCGGCUGGUGGGGGUUGUGGGGGAGGAGGAGACGGCGAGGAUCAUCGACGGCGCGCUCUUCGUGGUGUGCGCCGGCACCGACGACAUCGCCAACACCUACUUCACCACGCCCUUCCGGAGCGUGGAGUACGACAUCCCCUCCUACGUGGACCUGCUCGUCUCCGGGGCCGCCAAGCUGCUGGACCAGGUGGCGGCGCUCGGGGCACGCCGGAUCGGCUUCGUGGGACUGCCCCCCAUCGGCUGCGUCCCCUCCCAGAGGACGCUCGGCGGGGGCCCUCACCGCCGCUGCGAGGAGAAGCGCAACUACGCCGCCAAGCUGUUCAACUCCCGGAUGGAGGAGGUGAUCGCCGCCAAGACCAAUCCGGCCACCACCAGGAUGGUGUACGUCGACAUCUACACCAUCCUGCAGGAGCUGGUCGAGAACGGGGACAAGUACGGCUUCACGGAGACCACGCGCGGCUGCUGCGGCACCGGCACCAUCGAGGUCACCGGACUCUGCGACGCCCGCUUCGUCGACAUCUGCGACAACGUCUCCAACCACGUCUUCUUCGACAGCUACCACCCUACGCAGCGCGCCUACAAAAUCAUCGUCGACUACAUCUUCGACAACUAUCUCCAGUUCCUCCUCGCCUAGCCGCCCCGCCCGCCCGCCAAUCUGCCAUUCCUUCCUUCUUAAUUAAUCUGCACCUACCUACCUACCACCACCGCUCCAUCCAUUUCUAUAUUAUAUAUAUUGAUCAAUCGACUCGACUGUACGUAUUUUCGACAACAAUUUUCCCCUUCUUUUUUCCCGCACAAAUUAAUUAAGCUGCUGAUUAUAUUUCUCCA